Penaeus vannamei (Pacific white shrimp) is the source of this 366-nucleotide messenger RNA. The record is from RefSeq and is a predicted model, not a curated record. NCBI's taxonomy places the organism in Eukaryota, Metazoa, Arthropoda, Malacostraca, Decapoda, Penaeidae.
AUGGCCUCAACAGCAGCACAAGAAGCAAGUCGCGAGUGCAGCUUAAAAGCACAAGAUCAGCAAGAGACGGGAAGAGCAGCAGCAACUGAAACAUCGAAAAAGCAACACCGAAAGAAACAGCAAGGGAAGUCUCGAGAACAGGAGAAGCCUCGUCAACAGCAAAAAUAUCGAAAAAAGCAUCAGGAGAAGCCCCACGAACAGCAGCAGAAGCCUCAGCAGCAGCAGAGACAUCGAAAAAGCAGCAUCCUAAUACACAGCAAGAGCAGCCCCGAGAGCAGCAGCAGCAGCAGAAGCCUCAGCAGCAGCAAUGGCGCGAGGCGAAGGAGGGGCGAGUGCGGCAAGGAGCGGGGUCAGAGCGCGGUCUAG